Messenger RNA from Dovyalis caffra, 1815 nucleotides. The record is from the annotation of a GenBank genome assembly. Lineage: Eukaryota; Viridiplantae; Streptophyta; Magnoliopsida; Malpighiales; Salicaceae.
AUGAAACCUACUCCACCUGCACCUGAAGUGGCAUCCAUGAAACGUACCCGGUCUGCAUCUCGAUCCAGUGCCAUGAAGAGGAAGGUGCUUAUGGAUGAUUCGAUGGUCUUGCUUGGCGAUACUAUACGGCAACAGUUAACUAAUACAGAAGAUAUACGUCGCUUACGAAAAAAAGCUCCUUGCACACGCACAGAGAUUUUGAUGAUUCAGAGGCAAUCUUUAGAUGAUGAAAUUUUCAGUGAACCGGUAUUGACUGGUAUGUUGGCAGAGCUGACAUGUUUGCACAGUGAAACAUUUGAUGUGAGCAGAAUUGAGAUUGCUGAAAAUGAAGUGGCAAAGGAUUCUAGUAGACCAACAGUUGCUCAAGAUAAUGAAUUGGAAACAAGCACUGAACCUGUCAUUUGCAGAAAUGAUGUUGAUGGACAAUCUGCUGAGAAUCCCAUUCGGACCGAGAACCAGGAGGGUGAAGAGAAUCAAUUGAGUUCUGAUUUUGUUAAUCAAGGGCAAAUGAAUAAAAUCACUGAUGCUGCUGAUCAUAGAUCUUCAGAACAUGAAACAUUGGGGGAAAUAACUGAAAUGGAAAUUGAUAAAGGGAAUGAAGUUGCAGAUGCAGCAAACCACGCUACCAUUCUGCAGUUUGACGGAUCUCAUGCUGAACAGAUUUCUGGAGAUGCUGGCAGCAUGCUGGAUGUGUCGGCUCUGAUGGAUGGUAAUAUUGGGGUAGAUGGUUCUCUGCAGAUGGAUGCUUCAAUCCUGCCAUCAGAUAUGAUGGAUACUCAACUAUUUGAGGAGGUUGCUUUAAGGGAUAUGAGUGAUGGCAAAACACUUGAUGACAUUGAAGUUUUAGACCAUCAAACAGAUAAUGUUGUUGCAGUUGGAACUGGAGCGAGGGAAGGAGAGGAAAUUUUGUUGGAAGAAAGCAAAGCUGGUGCACCACUGGAAUUCAAAGUAGAUUUUCAGGCUGAUGGUUCUGCACCUGCUGAUGAUGCAGACACGUUGCUUGCAAAUAUAUCUUCAGAAACUGGUGGAUGCAUUAACCUCACUUCUGUAAAUGUUGAUCAAACUCAGGAUGAAGUUGAAAAUGACAAGCUAGGAGGUGGUAAUGAAGAUGGGGGCCUAGCUGUGAUCCCAGGGCAUGUUGACAAGGACCAAGAGUCUAAUCAUUUAUGUAAUGAAGAAUUAAAGAUGGAUUUUACAUAUCCCUUAGCACUAGACGGGGACUUCAAAAAUGCUUCUUUAAAUGAUGGAGAUUAUCCAUUCUGUCAAGAAGCUGAUCAACAGAGAACUGCAGAUGCUGGAAUAACUUAUGUUGACCAUCCUGCUGAUCUUCAAGAUGUUGCAUUUGCAAAUGAUACAGUCAAUUGCAAAGAGCCAUUCUCCUGUUAUGACAGUGAUGCAAACAUGGAGCUCAAGCGAAAAAAUGGUCAGAGAUUUGAGGAAUUCAGAAUUAUGGUUAGAUUUGAUAUAGAGCUUAUUGGACCCUACAGUGUAGAUGAUGAUGAGAUGGGUGAAGAUGAUGAUGAUGGCAUGCCAGGUCCUGAAGAUGCCCGCCUUCUUGACAAUAGUGGCUGGUCUUCCCGCACCAGAGCUGUGGCCAAGUACCUUCAGACUAUAUUUGAUAAUGAAGGUGCAAAUGGAAGGAAGGUCAUUUCAGUGGACAGCCUUCUGGGUGGUAAAACUCGGAAGGAGGCAUCGAGAAUGUUCUUUGAAACUUUGGUUCUUAAAACAAGGGAUUACAUCCAGGUAGAACAGUUGAAGCCCUUUGACAGCAUCAAUGUAAAGGCACGUGCAAAGCUCAUGAAAUCAGACUUCUGA